Molecule: messenger RNA, 3724 nt
Organism: Acromyrmex echinatior (Panamanian leafcutter ant)
Lineage: Eukaryota; Metazoa; Arthropoda; Insecta; Hymenoptera; Formicidae
Product: cilia- and flagella-associated protein 61-like
Source: RefSeq, a predicted model, not a curated record
AUGUUGCAUGACGAAAGUCAUUAUCUUAAUACCUUCGGAACCAUCGUGAGAGUCGUUAAAGAUGUGGUCGGGAAUCGAUGCGAUUUGAUCGUUGAAAGAGUUUCACGCAUACAAACACACAUACAUGACCUUCUUUUUGCGCGAGUAUCAAGUCGCGAGACUUCCUGCCUCUCAGUGGUCCAAUACAACGAGAGACGUGACGUCAUUUCGGGGAUAUGCCUCUGCAAUUACCCCAAUAUACUGUCCGUGUCGCCGGACGAUUGGUUGACCUGGUUAAAAACAAUUUACGGGAUUCCCGCUGCCACGGAACGGAACACAAUGUUCAUACACUUACUCGUAUGGGAUGAGCUCUAUUCGAACGAGUUUCUUGGAGAGCUAUUGACUGCGGUGUUCGACAACACUACCUUUUGCCAAUACGUGGUUCUCGUAAUUCCAUCCCAAGUUGAACCAGUGCAUUUGAGCGUGUUCGAGCAAGAGAUGACUAAAGUCUUACCCAAAACUGUCGUGCGAGACGUCACGCUGCAAUUUCUCUAUCUGACUAAUCGACAUCGAUUACGUCCAAAGUUGAAAAUACGGAGAGUCGUAGAGGAGGAUCACGACGACGUGAUUGAGAUUAUCGGCGAUGAGGGUACACGUCUAAAGAAGCUUCAUGGAGAGCAUUAUAUUAAUAAGAUGAUUCAUCAUCCGAACAGUUGUCGUCAAUUGAUCAUCGGAGAGAAUACCAAAGGCUCGACAGUGGGUGUCAUGUAUCUCAACGCUACGAUCAACAUCGAUCUGCUUAACGAGAAUUUCGAAUUAAUGCCAUACAAUGGUUUAAAAAAAUCGCGGGAAAAUGAUCGUACUGUUGGACAUAACGAGACGAUGCAAUCUCAAUUCGUUCAUCAUGUUUUUCCGACGCGAACGCCGGAUGGCGAAAUAAAUGCCUUCGUUUUGGAGGUGUUUGCGACACGCAAUGAAAUGAGACCUCACUGGUCCCACGAUUUCUUGGAGGCUGCUUUCGAUUGCUUCCCGCAUUUAGAGUACUGCGUGAUUCUUCUUCCUUUCGAACACCCGUGCUAUCAAUUCCUUCAACAUUUUGUGCGCGUACCGUUGAGAUGUAAUAGAGAUUUCCCUAUGACGCUGUACGUUCUGCACCGAGCGGUUGUUCACGAGGAGAUGAGAUGUCGCCGUGCGCGAACACAAGAUCGUGAAGCUAUAGAGAGACUCUUGUUCAUUACAUCAACAAAAUACGAGGUCUUGGCUGAUUUUGAUUUUGCUAUGGAUCCUUUACAGGCUGUACAGCGUGAUUGUUUCAUCUUUGAAAGUAACGAUAUAAUACUGGGGCUCGCUAUACUGUGCGCCGAGAGGCAGGUAAAUUUCGUUACGAAUCAUUAUCAUAUAGAGGACUACGUAUCUGUGCAGAGUAUUCCUCAAAAUAAUUACGGACGUCUCUUGCAUUUUGUUCUUAUGCCAAUUUUUUCCGCUUACCAUCGCUUCUUCUUCCGCGAGCUCGCACGUUUAAGCGACUUAACGGUAAUCUUUUAUCGGCUUCAUCACAAAGAUGAGACUGGAAACUCGACGUGGAUAUAUCCUUUGGUAUCCUGUUUGAACGAUAUGAUUCCGGUUGAUCCCCGUAGACAAGCUGAAUAUGAAUUUCCGAUUGUUCAGGAAAACUUUAAUAGCUCUGAAAAUAAUACAAAAUGUGAAGGAAAUGAUGUUGCGAACGAUGAAUUUUCUCUAUUUAUGACGUCACCGAGACUAGCCAUGAUGCCACGUACAAUUAUCGAUACGAGGAUCGUUGUCGUUGGAGCAUCCGACUGCGGAAUUGCUUUCGCGGAAUAUCUGAGUUUACGAUUAACGCAGCGUUAUAGGCAAUUGACAAAUCUUACGUUAAUAUCGCCAAAUGGUAUACCAUUUGAUAACGAAUCGAGUUCAGACUGUUGCGAAUAUUUGCUUCCAUUCAGAGGAAGGUUUCACUCGGGAUAUCGUCGCUAUGUAGUCGCACGGACUUGGCUUAACAUCAUCUACGGAACUAUGGCAGCGAUCGACAGGGUGGAGAAAUAUGUGACUGUGAUGAAUCAAGGAAAUAUCGCGUACGAUUAUUUGAUUUUAACGUGUGGCUUACAAUAUCAAAACUCGACAUUAUGGGAGGAAAUAAAAAUGGAAAAGCAAGAAAAAAACGAGGUACAAGACCAAAUGCCAUGGAAUUGUCUGACCGUAAACAACGAUAAGGAAGCUUCCACUUGCUUCGGAAAGAUUCGAAAGUUAACAAGAGAUUUUAAAGAAAGGAGUAGGUGCAGCGAUUUAGUAAAAUUGUUACUUUAUACUGUUUCAAUAUUUAACACUCUACAGAAGCGAUAUUAUUUCGGAUGUAAUAUCGAUUGCUACUGUACACUUGGUGGUUUAAUCAAGCUUGGAGUAGAGCCUUCAUGGAUCACGUUGAUUGAGCCGAGCUCUUUCAAAUCUUACAAUACACGCGACCAAGCUUUCUUUCAUGAUUACGAAGUGAACAAAGUGGUGACAGAUGCCAUUUUACGAAGUGGAGUUCAAGUUUUUUCCGAAUGGACCGUGAUCGAUUGGACUCUGACGGAAAACGAGCAAAGCUCUGAUGCAAAGCUCAUCAUGAUCAAGAGUAUUACGAUUGAAAAGGAGGAAGAAAAGAAAAAGUUGACUUGCGACGCUCUGUUGAAUUUGUACGCGAAAACGACGUUUUUAGGCCGAUUGUACUUGAGCAACCUCAAAUAUAAGAAUCGACUAUUAAUACCAGUCAUAAUUUAUAUCGUUUCAGCGUUCUGUCGAGCUGGUCUCGUUUUCGAUGGUUCAUUAAUAAUAGACUCGGAAUGUCGCACCAACGAUCCGUUUAUUUUCGCCGCUGGUACCAUGACGAAAUAUUCCCGAAAAUUUUAUGCCGACGUCUGGCAGCACAAAUAUUACAAUAGCAUGGAAGUUGGAGAGAGACUCGGUCAAAUUUUAUGGAAAGUGAUUGAGUGGGACGUGCAAGUUUCCGAGCAAGUAUCAAAAAAGAAAGAGGUCAUGCAUUUGACACCAUCGAUAUUCCGUGCACCUAUCGUAACCGCUUGCAUUUUGCCAGGUGAUUAUCAUUACUUGCAUGUAUGUAAACCUGGAAAAGCAACUUGGGAUAACACGACGAAGAUCAAUCACAAUAAUUACGGAAAUACAUUUAUAACCGGUUCUUGCAAAUCUGAAAUUGGAUAUUUUCGCAUCCGAUUGAAUAUGUACGACACUGUGGAAAGUGUAACCUGCGUAAGCAGAAAGACAUUUCGAGUGCAGGACAUGAUUGUUUUAUAUGGGAAACACGAGAGCAUGUUAAACGAAUUGAAAUUCCGUUUUCGAAAUUUAGAAAUCUCAGAUUUCUACGCGUAUUUUCGUGAACCUUGGGCCGCGGCGAUUCUCCAUGAUAGAUUCGAUUGUCUGCGCGUCGAAAAUCGGGCUACUUUGCUGUCGCGAACGGACAUUUAUGACAAUUCUUUAGACGAUGAUUGCAUUAACACGUUAAUCGAAUCAAAAUGGAAAACAAUAUCCGAAAAAGAUCAAAAUUACAUCGAAUCUAAAUACGCUGGCUCGAUUUAUCAUCAAGAAUUAGAGAAUAAUCUCAUGAAUUUUCUCGAAUUUUACGAGAAUGAACUACCUAUGUAUUAUACUUUACGUAAACAGCGCCAAAUGUAUAUGGACAUUGAAGAAAGUCCGUUAUAUUUUGACCAAUAAAACUUUUUGCAAAUUCUCA